Messenger RNA from Pyricularia grisea, 294 nucleotides. RefSeq lists its product as uncharacterized. The record is from RefSeq and is a predicted model, not a curated record. NCBI's taxonomy places the organism in Eukaryota, Fungi, Ascomycota, Sordariomycetes, Magnaporthales, Pyriculariaceae. Bases 1 to 294 code for a protein of 97 amino acids. The transcript has a single exon.
AUGUGUUAUGGUUGGUACGAGUACUUGUUGAAGUGCAUGCAAUGCGGCAGCACAUACGGAAGCCGGUACAACGUGCGCAAGUGCGCCCUGGAGAAGAGCCAGAAGUCGUGCUCCCGCCCAGGUGCCCCUGGAGGCAGGCUGAAGGUGACCAAGAUUGAGGACGACGUCAAGUUGGACUGGGCCUGCGAGAACUGCAAGCACAACGGCAAAGGUGGCAGCACGGGUCAGACGAAUUCCAGAGUGAAGCCGUUGGUGUGGAACAAUCAGAUCAACAACUGGUCAAGUACCUGGUAA